Durusdinium trenchii is the source of this 2112-nucleotide messenger RNA. The record is from the annotation of a GenBank genome assembly. Lineage: Eukaryota; Dinophyceae; Suessiales; Symbiodiniaceae.
AUGUGGCGGGCUCAUUUAAAGCCAGGGUUCCGGCGGUUGACGAGCCAGUUCUCCGUCGGGCCACGCUCGCCCGAGGCCAGAGGCUCGGCCCGUGCCUUUGCUGGGCGGGCCUCCCGCACGGGGCGCGAGGCAGCCAAGCCUCCAGUGGAAGCGCAAGCCAAAGAGCCUACGGAGGUGAAAGAGCCUCCGAAGGAAGAACCGAAGGCACAAGUCACUGAUCUGCCAGAUGGUCUGAUUGUGCUGCCGCUUCUCAGGAAGCCGGCAUUCCCUUCCUUCAAGCAGAUCUUACAGGUGAGUGAGCCUGAAGUGAUCGAUCUUUUGAAGACCUAUCGGAGCAAGAACCAGUUCGAAUACAUUGGCGGCUUCUUGAUGAAGGAUGCAGCUGGCCAGGACCCUCCGAGAGCCUUUGGCAGCUCCGAGCCCUCCGGCUUGCGAAGGGAUGCAGGGAAGGCAGAGAGUGUCAACCAAUUGGAAGAGGUGGGGACACUACUCCAGGUCUUGGAGAUCAUUUCCUUCAGCAACAACGCGGGUGGCCAGAUCACUGUGGGGGCUCUCCGCUUGCGACGGGGGACUGGUCACCAUGCUAUCACCCAGCCGCUCUCUUGCCGUGUGGUCGGGUGGACGGACCCACCCGAGCUCGGGUCUUGGGAACCCGGUAUCUACUCUUUAUCAGUGCUUUGCUUUCUUGGUGCCUCCAGCGGUCUCAGCCAGCAACUAGCAGGAACUCUUCAUUGGCGGCCCUUUGCUUCGAGUGAGCCCUUUCAACGCUCGAUUCGUGCCGCGACGCCGCUGCGGGCAAAGAAGAAGGCUGUAGACCCUGAGCGCGCCGCCAAGCGGAAGGCUGCGAUGGAGGCCAGACAAGUGGCCUUGAAGAAGGCCGAAGCAGAAAAGAGGAAUUUAGAGGGACUGCCGCCGGCGCCCGCAGCGCAGCCUGUAGCGACCGCGCGGCAAAGCGCGGCGAGCGCGGCAAAGCGUGCGGCGCCUGUGGCAAGGCCAGCGCCAGCCCCGCGGGCGCAGCCGGGACGGAGGAAGAGGGAUCCUGAGAGAGAAGCCAAGAGGUUGGAAGCGGCCAAGGCUCGGCAAGAGGCGAUCCGGCGAGCCGCCGAGGAGCGGCAGAAGCUGCAGGUGAACGGCCAUAAGCCAGCUGCAGUCGUGACAAAGAGAGAUAGCAAAAGAACCAGGGAGGCUGCCCCAGCAGACCUGGAUUUUGGGAGCAUGACAGUAGUGGAGCUGAAAGAGGAGCUUCGGAAGAGGGGGCUGAAGGUCUCUGGCAAAAAGCAAGAGCUGAUUGAGCGCCUACAGGCGCAGAAUGGGGCCGUACAGGACUCUGGAGCUCCGAGUGCAGGAGAGCAAGGUGCUGCGGCCGACUACACCAAGAUGAAGGUGGCCGAGCUGCGUGAGGAGCUGAAGAAGCUCCAGCAGCCGACGACGGGCCGCAAAGAUGAGCUGAUCCAGCGGCUGCAGGCAGCGACCAGCGCGGAGCGCGCGCAGCCGCAGCCGCAGCGCCCGGCGGUGGGCCAGAAGCUGCGCGGGACAGUGACAGGGCUUAGAAAUUUCGGUGCCUUUGUGGACAUAGGCUUGGGCCGGCCUGCGCUGGUGCGAACAUCGCGCUUGGCGGAGCGUCAUGUCCGAGCAGCUUCUGAAGUGGUCCAGGAGGGCGAGGAUGUGGAUGUCUGGGUCUACCGGAUCACAGCAGAUGGGCUCUUAGGGCUUUCGAUGAUUGAGUACCCCACCUCAAGGUUGCAGGACCCCGUCUCUGCCUUUGAGGGCAUCUCAAGUCGGAAGUGGUUCAAGGGCAAGGUCCGCUACCAGGGCGACCGCGAACUCUUUGUGGACGUGACAGCGCCAGGAGGAGCUGUAGUCCAGGGCAAGCUUGCCAAAGCUGCCUUGCCUCUCAAGAAGGUGUCCGAUGGGCAAGAGCUUGAUGUUCGAGUCGUGGAAGUGAUUGGCAACACGGGCACUCUGAGGUCCACGCCGUAUGUGCCUUUGCCGGUGGUCCGUUAUCGUGCUCUAGAGCCAAUCCAGGCCAUCGAGAAUGUGGAGGAGGCCAAAUCAGCUUUGGCACCAUUGGCCACCGCGGCAUGUUUGACCACCAUGAUCAAAGAUAUUUGA